This is a messenger RNA of Juglans microcarpa x Juglans regia, 985 nucleotides long. RefSeq names its product soluble inorganic pyrophosphatase-like. Gene Ontology annotation, cellular component: cytoplasm. The record is from RefSeq and is a predicted model, not a curated record. NCBI's taxonomy places the organism in Eukaryota, Viridiplantae, Streptophyta, Magnoliopsida, Fagales, Juglandaceae. The transcript is spliced from 9 exons. The coding region runs from base 163 to 810 and encodes 215 amino acids. Gene Ontology annotation, biological process: phosphate-containing compound metabolic process. Gene Ontology annotation, molecular function: magnesium ion binding; inorganic diphosphate phosphatase activity.
GACGGGGAGAAAUGACAGCGCUGUCUUCUCUCCACCGUCCCUUAAUAACCAAGCUCAGUGCUCGCAUUAUACGUAUAAACUAUAUAUAUAAGCUUGCCAUUUUCACCGAUAAACCAAAGCUUUGGGUUUACGGUUUUUCAGUGGCUAUCUGUGACUGCAAAUAUGGCUAAUCAUUCUGGAGAAGUGAGUUCGAAAAGUUCGUCAGGAUUCCCAACAGUGGUUCUCAAUGAGAGAAUCCUUUCUUCAAUGUCUCGAAGAUCUGUUGCUGCUCAUCCCUGGCAUGAUUUGGAGAUUGGACCAGGUGCUCCAUCAGUUUUUAACUGUGUCGUUGAAAUUGGAAAAGGCAGCAAGGUUAAGUACGAGCUUGACAAGACAAGUGGCCUUAUAAAAGUUGAUCGUGUUCUCUACUCGUCGGUUGUUUAUCCACACAACUAUGGUUUCAUUCCACGAACCAUUUGUGAAGAUAGUGAUCCAAUGGAUGUCCUGAUACUGAUGCAGGAGCCUGUGCUACCUGGUUCUUUCCUUCGUGCCCGUGCCAUUGGAUUAAUGCCUAUGAUUGACCAGGGUGAAAGGGAUGACAAAAUCAUAGCUGUAUGUGCUGAUGACCCAGAGUUCCGCCACUACAAGGACAUCAAGGAGAUUCCUCCACAUCGGCUUGCUGAAAUCCGUCGCUUCUUUGAGGACUACAAAAAGAAUGAGAACAAGAAAGUUGAUGUGGAAGACUUCCUGCCAGCUGAGGCCGCUAUUGAAGCCAUCAAGUACUCCAUGGACCUGUAUGCAUCUUACAUAGUUGAAAGCUUGAGGCAGUAACUAGUCUGGAAACUUUGUCCAAUGUCUGUUCCCCGAAAUUGUUUAUUGGCUGAUAGACUUCUUGCUGCCUGCCUUUUUACAAAUGUUAUUUUAUCACUUUAAGUACACUGAUCUUGGUAUCAAUGGUACUGGUGCAAUAACUUAUGAAAUACUUUUAAUAUUAUAAAUUUCUCCA